GCAAUUUUUCCUAUAUUUUAAAAUUAUUUUAUUUAAUUAUUAUUUUUUAUAUGUUUAUUAACUUCUUAGAAUUUGUUUGGCAGGUUGACCUUAGGGUUGUGUCCUCCUAACUUGGUCAAGUACAAGAUGGACCAUACAGGGUCCUUCAUUUCCUUUAUAGCUUGUAAUCUGCAACAUGGCAUGAGCAAUGGGUACAUGGUACGUCUACUAUUUUUUUGGAACUUCAAAUUGAUUUCUGCCAUGGUGAGUUUAAGUCAUUCUCAGAGGUAGUUGUGCAUACACAGUGGGUGAUAUAAGUUAUGGCUUGGUGGGGACAUUUUGUGCAUUAUUAUCAUUUAGAGUUGGGUUUCUCUUUAACUUCAUAAUUUUAAUGUUAAAGCACAUAGUGGCGCUAAACUACAAUAUGCUCAUCCAAUACAGUUGCACCCUCCGGUAGAUAAUUUAAUGAUACUAUAUGCUAGAAUGUGGAUCUCACAUGUGCUUCCUUCCUGAUCUAUAUAAAUACAUCUGUGCAUGUAAAUUCUUAAGUGACAUAGUUCAUUCAGCUAAGAUUAGUGUGUUUUCUAACAUACUGCUUUUCAUCCUUUUUUCCCCCUUCUUUUCUCUAAUUAUCAAUUUAGUUGACUUUGGGAAUUCUAAAUAUAUGCAAGUAAACUGAGUCAUGCCCUUAUGUUAGGAAUUCAUGUGCAGGAACUUAACCUAAUUAUUCAAAAUGCCAAGAACCCACAAAUGCUAGCCACUCUAUUUAGCUAAACACUCCAUCACCAUUGUUAUCUACUCCCUCUUAGUUUCAGAAGCAUUUUGAAGUGAAAAUGCAUACAGGUAGCUCAGGUCUCCCUGAAAGGUUGAUCAAGAUCAAGCAGGGUGACAAGUUCCCGAAUAGGCCUCCGUCUAGGGAGAACGCCAUGACCAACCCCUCUUUAGAAGUCUACUAUGGAGGAGUAUCUGUUGCUAUUCCAUUCCAGUGGGAAUCUCAACCAGGGACGCCUAAAGUCAAGUUCCAUGAUGUCCCCCUUCCUCCUCUCACACCUCCACCUUCUUUCCAUUUCAGUCCUGGGAACAAACCCAUAAGUAAGCACUCAAAGUCCAACCUUUUACGUGAUGUUCUUCCUAAGCUCGUUCUGAGGAAAAACUUUCUCCCUCAGUAUCCUGCUUCGUCAUCUUCAUCACCAUGGCCAUCAUCACAUUCAGUGCCAUGUUCUCCAUGUGCUCCAAAUUUACAGAGACAAUUCGCAUUGUCGAGAUCUUCUACUGAUUCUAGGAUCGAUGAGCAAGAUGAACAUGGAUCGCCUGCUUCGACUUUCUGUUUUGGUAUCGGUCGUGGUGCAAGUGCUAAAUCGCAUGGCUGCUCUUCAAGCAUAAUCAAAGUAUUACUCAGAGAUAUCACUGCAUGAAGCAUUGUUAUUUUUAGAAUUUCUGGAGGCUCCUGAUUGUAGUUUAAGGUGCAAUAUAUAUGCUUUGUUAAAGAUCGUGUGAUCAUGAUAUGAUAAAGAGAUGCGUGAUGGUAGUUAUUGUUAAUGUUGUAAGAAACAAUGUUGUUCAUAAGAUGAUUAGUUUGAUGCUCCAAUGGAUGCUAUCAUCAUUUCUUUCUUGUGCAUGAAAAGAGGUUACUUAUUAGGGCACUCUUUUUUCUUCUUUUUUUCUUUUUUCUUUUCGGGUUCUUGGGUUGGUCAAUGGUGGGUUGUUGGGUUUUAACUUUUAACAAGUAAAAAUAGUUUUGACCUCUAACUCCUCUUCUGGUUGAUCAUGGGAGAUUUAAAAUUCUACACCGUCUAAAAGAAUGCGUUGGAAGUUUUUUUUAA
Molecule: messenger RNA, 1802 nt
Organism: Cornus florida
Lineage: Eukaryota; Viridiplantae; Streptophyta; Magnoliopsida; Cornales; Cornaceae
Exons: 1
Coding region: 813-1394 (193 amino acids)
Source: RefSeq, a predicted model, not a curated record